Heterobasidion irregulare TC 32-1 is the source of this 570-nucleotide messenger RNA. RefSeq lists its product as uncharacterized. Lineage: Eukaryota; Fungi; Basidiomycota; Agaricomycetes; Russulales; Bondarzewiaceae. Bases 1 to 570 code for a protein of 189 amino acids. The record is from RefSeq and is a predicted model, not a curated record. The transcript has 10 exons.
AUGCUCUUUGCUAACCUCCGUUACGGGCUGGGUUUUCUGGCGGGUAUAGCCACCGUGUAUGCUGCCUCCGGGGUGUCUACAUUCAAUGAUUAUUCAGCUCAAAGCGGGGUUGCUUGUUCUGGCUUCUCACCAUCCAACAGCCAGGGAAAUAACAUCUUUGCUGCUGCUAUGAGCGACCUCUCUCCUUUGUGGGUGGGCGCACGCUGCGAAGGCACCAUGAAUGCAAGCAACUGCAAUGGCUCUGGCGGUUGCAUCAAUUGCGCAGGACCGGCAUGCCCGGACGAAGAAGUGUGUGGCACGUGCUUCAACGUCAAAUGCACGGGUUCCCUGGACGGUGAAACCUCUGGGUCGUGCUCUGGAAACACGAUCAAAGUGAAAAUAAUCGAUGCCUGCCCAGCCACGCACCCCGAGAAUUACUGCAAGAUUGCUCAGUUCGGUGGUAACAUCAGGCCUCAGGAAGCAUGCGAAGCCAGUGGUGUCAAUGCCCUCGACAUUGCCACUACUGCCAGAAGCUCCCUUUCAUCUUUCCAAGGAAAUUUGAACAUCGACAUCGAGUCAACUCCUUGCUGA